AUGGCUUCUAAUGGUAAUAUUAAUAACUACGGAAACCUAGAUGACGCUUUUGAAACUUAUAUUGAUAUGGAUUUCUUGAGAAAUAAUACAGCGCAGGAAGAUGAUGAAACCAACAACAAGAACGGCGACAUGUCCACUUCUGAUCUUUUCCAAUAUUUUUUUGAAGGCAAACUUGUAAAAGACGAAUCAAAUGAAGCUUCUUCCUCCAUGGUCUAUCAACCUUCUCUUAUCCCAGAAGACUAUAAUUUGAUUUCAAAUCCUCUUGUUAUGAAUGAUCAAGUUACUUCUGUACCAACCAUCGACAACAUAAACUUACUAACUCAACCUCAACCAAUAACUUCUAAUACUUCAGUUGAGACUUCAGUUUCAAUUUUGAAUGCACAAUUGGCAGAAUUAUUAUCAAAAUUGCAAGCAAUUAAACAAGAAGAUGUGUCAGAUAGAAAAUUAUCUAAUACGACGACAACAAUAACUGCUACCGCUCCACCUAAUAAUGAAGAUGAUAGUAUUAACGCUGGUGCAUCACACAAAGCUACUUCACAAUCUGCCACAAACACUACACCAAAUACACCAUCAAAAAGCGCUAGCAAUGAUAGUCAAACCCAAAUCAAUGACGACGAUAAAUUAGAUAUUAAAAAAUUGUCAUCAAAAGAACGUCGACAAUUACGCAAUAAGAUUUCUGCUAGAAAUUUUCGUGUUAGAAGAAAAGAACAACAACAAGAGGAAAUAAACAUUCUUAAACAAGCUCUGUUACAUUUACAAGAAGAGAAUACACAAUUGAAACAAGAAGUAGAAGACUUGCGUAAAUCUAAUCAAUCCAAUAAAUCGUAUAUAACAUCACCACUUUCACCUCCACAUAAUCCUACUACAUUAUCAUCAGCAGAUUUCAAUAACAUGAAUGUAACAGCGCCUAAAUUUACAAAUAUCAACAACAUUAACAAUGGUAACGGCAACUUACAAAAAAGUAAAUCAUCACCAUCAAUUACAAAUACUCAUCAACCAGCUUCACCAACUUCUCGUUACUUGGUAAUUCCAAAUGUUAAUAAAGACGCAUCUCCCACAUCUUCAUCUUCAUCAUCAAAUACGACAAAACAAAAAAUUUGGCAAGAUUCUCGUGUCAGAGUACAAACCACAUUUGUUCCUGAAUUUAAUUUCAAUAAACAUUUGUUUGAAGAAAAAGUGGGUUUUUCAUAUUCAAAUCUUUACGAAGCAAUUGUUACUACACCUAAACAACAAAUGAUUUCUGCUCUAUUUCGAAAUCCUGUUGCUUUACCUGAACUUCUUCCUCCUUUAAAAAAUGAAAAGGAUGAUAAUGAUGGUAUUCAUGUUCAACAAACGAUUAAUAAUGAACAACAAGUGAUGGUAGAAGAAGAAGAAGAGCUAUUAAAUAAUAACAUAAUGGUAGAAUCAAUUAAAGAAGCAUCGGUUCUUGAUUGGUUAUAUGAUUCAAUGGUGCAACAAGUAAUUGAGCAAAGUCAAAUUGAAGCUAGAAUUAUGGAGCUUAGUAGUGAUUGGGUUGGCGAUGAUUUGGAUGAUAAUGUGUUGCCAUUGUUAUUUUAG
Messenger RNA from Entrophospora candida, 1557 nucleotides. Lineage: Eukaryota; Fungi; Glomeromycota; Glomeromycetes; Entrophosporales; Entrophosporaceae. The record is from the annotation of a GenBank genome assembly.